UUUUGUUAUUUCUCUAUGGCACAAACCAAAAGAAAAGCAAUCUUAUUGUUGAUAGAGUUCAAUACAUAAUUUGUACUUGUACUAAAGCAGAGUUUUUUUCUAUGUGGUAGUGAUUUUAGUUAAGCAAAACAAGCCCAAUACCGCGCAUCACAAGCAUAUCGCUGCUCUGUGCCCCUGCUAACAUUGAACCUUUCCUUUUUAAGUAGUUUGCAAUGAUUUACCUUCACUCAUAUCAGUGCAUUAGGAGUCAGACUGCCAGGCAUUCCAUUGUUAUUAUGGUGCAGAUAUAAACAAAGGGCUCAUCUCUGCUCUGAUCACACACCUCAGUGUUUGGGAGUGUUGGGUGAGUGUGUCUGUGGCAUGUGUUGGACGUGGCACACCCAGCAGCACACGGGCCGGACAGCUCAGACUGCUGCGACAGAUGAACUCAUCCGAUCAUUUUCAAGGGUUUGCUGUACCAACACCCAAAGUCCCACUUCUCCCCCCUAUCAAUGGUACAAAGGCCAAUGGUUCAGUAGGUGAAGACAGGCUGUCCAAUGGAUCCGUUAUAUCUGUGCCUGACCUUGUUGAGGGGGAAAUCUUUGUUCCUGCCCCUCCCUCGGUGGCACCACCUCCUCCUCCAGGGAGUUUUAUCCCUCCUCCACCAGACUUCAUGGGUGACCUAAACAGUCUAGAACCGGCAACCCUUCAGUCUCCACUGGCACCGUCGCUGGAGGAGGAUCUAGCCUUUCUAAAACCUCCACCAAUGGCUCCACCAAAGCCUCCAUCUACUUGCUCUUCUGGCUCGGGCUCAUCCGUACCCGUUCCUAGUCCACCACGAGCCAAAGUUCCACAGCAUCCAAAAUUUGCUCCUCCACCGCCUCCUAAAGAAAAGCAACACAAGACUAAUAAGGCACCCCCUGUAAAGCCCAUUAGACUGUCUUCUAUGUCCAACUUAGACUUGCCACCACAGACUCCUGCCCCACCACCCCCUGUGCAGACACCCACACUCUCCACCUUUAAUCCCCAAAACACAGCAAAGCUGUUCAAUGUUCCUCAACCCUCAGUUCUCAGCAGGUUUGAGAUUCAUGACACAAGACAGAUGUUGCUCCUGGAAGAUUCUGGGUCUGUGAAGUCUGUCCCAGUGAAGUCUGUCCCAGUGAAGUCUGUCCCAGUGCUUGUCCAGGUGGAUGGGAACGUUUCUAAUAUGGAGACACCAAUUAAACCCAUUUCCAGAGACGUUCCGGAGCUAAAGGAGAACUUACAAAUUACACAGCCCUCUCAACCUUCCUUUUCUGAGUCAAAGAAGGACACUAAAACAGCGACAGUAUCAGCACAGCCAGUAGUAACCAAACCAAUCCAGACUCUACCUCAGAAGUCACCACAGCUCCAGAAAUUGAACAGUUCUCAUGUAAAUACAGAGUUCAGCAAGGACAAACUUGAAAUAUCCCCAAGUCAAAGUCAUAGAUUUAGUCCAUUAUUAGAUCGUAAACUACGCAAUCUGAAGAGUAGUGAAACCAAUGGUGCUCGAGAAGGACCAGCAGCUUCUCCACUGGCUCUUUUAAUGGCGGCUAAGAAAAGAGAGAAACACAGACCAACUCACUCUCUGUCACGAGAAAACAGUGCCAAGAAGAACGAGCAACCGAGCACAAGCGUUUACCCAAGUGACUCAAGUCACAAUUCCUUUGUUGUCGUUCCAAGAUCAAGCUCAUCCUCUUCACCUACCUCUCAAGAAAGAAUAGAGGACAGUAUGUACUCUAUUCCGAUGAAAAAAUCUGGAACUCCUGAAAAACCUGGCAGACCUGCAGCGGUCAGGGAUCAGUUGCAAUCUACCAGUCCAGCUCCCAGCAAGAUCACAGCAGCUGCAUCUGUGAGUGUGAUGGACCUGGUUGGGCAGAAACACAAUGCAAAACAAAGCCCCCCUAAGACUCAAUCUGCACAGCCUGGGUUUAAUAAAGAGGGGUUUCAUUUCCCAUUCCUCCCUCCUCCUCCAGAGUUUGAUGAUACGGAAGAGAUUAUGGAGCCCCCUCCUUCCAUUCGUCCGCCCGACCCUCCUAUGAAAAAGGCACCAACACCAACCGUGAGCCUUCCUCCUCCAGCUCCGGUUCUUUCCCCUUCUACAAAACCUAAACCUCCAGCGCCUCCAAAACUCCCACCUCCAGACAUUAAUGUCAAACCAAAAUCUCAAAUCCAGACAAAACCCCAAGUGGUCCCAACACAGCUUCAGUCCACUCUUUCUCCGAAUCAGGCCACACUCCUGAGUAUCUUACAAAAGAAGAUGUUGGAAAUGGACCACAAAAUGGUCCCAGCCAAGGAGGCAGAAUCAAGUUCUGAAGACUGGGGUGCCCCCUUGUCUGAUGAGAACAACAAGAUCCCUGUUGUUGGCAGUGCCACACCACAGAGCAAGAAUUACCCUGUGGUCAACAAAGCAACAGCCCUGGACAUGCGGGAAUUGGAGAGUAAAAUGGCCAAAAAGCAUCAGGAGUCAUCCUCGAUGAAAGUUCCCACCAGUAAUGGACCAUCAAAACAUCAGUACGGUAUGAGCUUUACAGUUCGGCCUGGAACCACACAUCCUAUUACCCCUGUUUUUAAAUGAGAAUUUUAGAACUAUUCUAGAAAUUAAAAAACAACUUUACAUUGCACAUUACAUGUGAUCGUAUAAUUUGAUUUUGCAUUAGCAGGGAUGUGUAUAAUGGGGGGGGAGGGGGGAGCACUUUGAACAAAUGAGUUACAGGAACGUGGUUGGUAAAUAUGCUAAGAAUUUCUCAUAACAGUUAUGAGAAUGUCUGCACGGUUAUGAAAGAUGUAGUCUGUAAGUGUUGCUCAAUUUUCAGAGAACACGCUGUCACUUUCAAUUAAUAAGUCUCAAUGCCUCAUGGGUAAUUUCCAUAGUAUGAGCAAAAUCUAUUAAUAAAAUACUUGAUGCUAAAGUUAUUCAUAGCUGUAAACUAUUAGCUGAGUGAAAUUAAUCUACAUUCAAGCAAAUCUACAGAAAAUAAUCCUGAGAUAUAAUCCUGAUUAUAAAAUUCUUUAAUAAUGUACAAUGUAAUUAUUGUGGCUUGUGCUGUUAUUACAUUUCCCAUAACAACAAUGUUCUUUCACUGUUACAUGUAAAUUAUAUAGGUCCACUGGAGCGAAGCAAAAUUAAUUCAGACCAUGCUGAUCUCUCACAUGGAGUGGUUCUCAUUAUGUAAAUGUCUUUACAUUUGUAUACCCAUUAUUUGCUUUUUGUUAGUUGAGCGACACUCGUGUAGUUAUUGAUGUACAUAUGUUUAUAGAAGAUUAACAUGGAACUUAUGGUAACAUGUUGUAUGAACAGUGGGGCCCAAGAAACUUUUGGACUUAAGGUUAUGUAAUCAAAAUAUUUGAAAUAUACUGGUCAUGUCUGUUGGUUAUUUACAUAAAAUGUUGUCCAGCAAUAACCCUGAUAUUAAAUUAACGUUUUAAUAAAUGUCCUUGUUUUUUUGUGCACAG
Scophthalmus maximus (turbot) is the source of this 3453-nucleotide messenger RNA. RefSeq names its product proline-rich extensin-like protein EPR1. The transcript is spliced from 4 exons. The coding region runs from base 422 to 2575 and encodes 717 amino acids. NCBI's taxonomy places the organism in Eukaryota, Metazoa, Chordata, Actinopteri, Pleuronectiformes, Scophthalmidae. The record is from RefSeq and is a predicted model, not a curated record.